Messenger RNA from Engraulis encrasicolus (European anchovy), 1573 nucleotides. RefSeq names its product H6 family homeobox 3a (gene hmx3a). The transcript has 2 exons. Gene Ontology annotation, cellular component: nucleus. Gene Ontology annotation, molecular function: RNA polymerase II transcription regulatory region sequence-specific DNA binding; DNA-binding transcription factor activity, RNA polymerase II-specific. The record is from RefSeq and is a predicted model, not a curated record. Gene Ontology annotation, biological process: regulation of transcription by RNA polymerase II. The coding region runs from base 515 to 1420 and encodes 301 amino acids. NCBI's taxonomy places the organism in Eukaryota, Metazoa, Chordata, Actinopteri, Clupeiformes, Engraulidae.
CGAGAGCGCUCCCUGCCUCCAGCCAACGCGCAAAAAGCGCAAAGUCUGGGAGGGUACAUUUCGCCUUAUCCUAUUCACUGUCCCCUGCUCUCACUCACUCACUCGCUCCCCCUCUCUCUCCCUCUCUACUUCCCAUCUCUUCCUUAAUCCUAUUUGCCAUUGUACGUGCCCAAUCGCCGUAUACUUUCCGCGUUUAACUUGGAUGACAUUUUUAUUUCAUCAUUAGCAUCCGACGCCAGCUUGACGCAGCGACUAGAGCUCUGUUUCCAUCGGGAAUCUCUUCCAAGAUCUGCAAGAUGCAAGAUUAAUCUUACCUUUGUUUUUUUCUACAUUUUCUUUAUUUGAGUGGCAUUGCUUGACUGCUCGUUCGCCGACAGAAUAUCGACUUUUGAAGUCCCACACAACAAACCAUCGGAGGAACCUCGACGACACUCGCCUACAGCUUGCAGGAAGUUGUUUUGUACACGUUUAUAUCGUAGUUGAAGGCGUUAGAGACAACAGCAUACGCGCCGACAUGCCUGAGACGACGCCAGAGACGUGUGCGCCCGCCAAAGAGUCGCCGUUUUUCAUCAAAAACCUGCUGAACUGUGACAGCAAGCCCUCCAAACCCAAGCCGAUGUUUGCGGCAGCGAAAGCCGGACUGGAGGGCGGUUUGUCCCUAUCACAGGUCGGGGACCUGCACUUUCCUCGCUUCGACUUUCCCACACAGAGGUUCGCUCUACCUGCCUACCUUGAGCGGGCAUCGGCUUGGUGGUAUCCAUACACGAUUAGUCCAUCCUCGCACUUCCAAAGAAGCACAGAAGCUGCAGAGAAGGCGAGCGUGAGGGACUCCUCUCCCACUUCGGCGGGCACAGACCGGGACUCCCCAGACCUGGUGCUGAAGGCCGAGCCGGACGCCAAAGAUGACGAUGAUGACAACAAGAGCGCCGACGAGAUCGUGCUGGAGGAGAGUGACACCGAGGACGGCAAGAAGGACGGCGGCAUGGACGACUGGAAGCGCGGGGAGGACGGCUCGGACAAGAAGCCCUGCCGGAAGAAGAAGACGCGGACUGUGUUCUCCCGUAGCCAGGUGUUCCAGCUCGAGUCCACCUUCGACAUGAAGCGCUACCUGAGCAGCUCCGAGCGCGCCGGCCUGGCCGCCUCCCUGCACCUCACGGAGACCCAGGUGAAGAUAUGGUUUCAGAACCGGAGGAACAAGUGGAAGAGGCAACUGGCUGCGGAGCUGGAGGCGGCCAACCUGAGCCACGCGGCGGCUCAAAGGAUUGUGCGAGUGCCCAUUCUCUACCACGAGAACUCGGCCUCAGAGACUGGCAAUGCCCCGGGCUCUGUUCCUGUCAGCCAGCCGCUCCUAACGUUCCCACACCCCGUGUACUAUUCGCACCCAGUCGUUACAUCUGUUCCGCUGCUUAGACCGGUUUGAAUAUGAUUUUACAUACAUUCUUACUUUUUUAUUUUUAAUUUACACGUCAUGAUAACACAGAGCGCCAUAUGAUAUCCACAUGACAGCAAACUAUUUUUGUAACCCAGAGAGUAAAUACAAGAAUUUAGAAGGUUGACAUGGUAUUUCAAUUUA